Cannabis sativa is the source of this 702-nucleotide messenger RNA. RefSeq lists its product as uncharacterized. Bases 1 to 702 code for a protein of 233 amino acids. The transcript is spliced from 3 exons. Lineage: Eukaryota; Viridiplantae; Streptophyta; Magnoliopsida; Rosales; Cannabaceae. The record is from RefSeq and is a predicted model, not a curated record.
AUGGCCAAAAUUAAGAAUGCCCAACCGUCCAAGAAGCCCUCUCGUGGCUCUGCCUCUGCAUCUCCGAUCAGCCCGCCUGCGCCGCUUGCACCAGCAACCGGAGCUUCUGGUUCGUCCUCUGCUCCGUCGAAGUCUGCCAGAAAAUUGAAGACCCAAGCUCGAAAAUCAGUGGUAAAUCUCGCAUCUCCACAUGUUGUUGCUUCUCCUAUUGCUUCUUCAACACCUGGGUUUGGUGAUCAUGAUGAAUCCCAUUCAUCCGAUCACACAUUGUCGAAAUCCUCCUCUUCGAAUGGUGCUCCUAUUGUCGAUAAAGCCUUGGUGACCUUGCCCACGGAGAAUCCCCCUUCCGUGUCAUCCUCAGAUUCUGAACCAGAAGAAAGUGAGGAGGGUCAUGAUUCAGAGGGUUUGUCCGAUUCAAGUGAAGAAUUUGUGCCCAAAGAUCAACCUGCUGUUGAUGAUUCUACAUCCGAGAGUGAAGAAUCAGAGGCUGAUCAUGUCACUACAGAACCUGUUCUUGUCCCUACUGCAGUUCCAAAGAAGGACAAAGAAAAAAGGCCCAUUGUCUCUCCAAAUCCUGUUCUUCCUCAGAAAAGGAAGAGGCCCUCUAAAAAGGUUCAUCCCCAGAUUUCUGCCAGCUUUCACAACAUUUCCAAUUUCAGACGUGAUCGAGAGCAGUUUGCAGGAAUCAAAACUAAAGGUUAG